GGCACAGCUGAAUUUGAAGCAGAGCAUUGAAAAGGGAAGUACAAGUGAGGGUUUAAGGGAUGGAGAAACUUAUGUUUUGGAUGAAGUAAAAAAUGGGAAAAUGGUUGAAGAUGAAGUCGAAGAAGAAGAAGAACAGAAAAAUGAGGGAAAAACGGAGUUGGGCGAAGAGAUAGGGAAACGGCCUAGGAGAGGAACGAAAGUACCUGACAGAUUGACAUUAUCCGGGCCAAUUAAUAACAAGAAGAGAAAGACGGAAGGCAGGCUUGAAGGGAAAGAGAUUGUGUUGAGUCGUCCUAUGAGUUUGAACCUGAAAGACG
Messenger RNA from Cuscuta epithymum, 317 nucleotides. NCBI's taxonomy places the organism in Eukaryota, Viridiplantae, Streptophyta, Magnoliopsida, Solanales, Convolvulaceae. The record is from the annotation of a GenBank genome assembly.